Messenger RNA from Rhodamnia argentea, 1362 nucleotides. Its product is annotated as ankyrin repeat-containing protein BDA1-like. The record is from RefSeq and is a predicted model, not a curated record. The transcript is spliced from 2 exons. The coding region runs from base 1 to 1362 and encodes 453 amino acids. NCBI's taxonomy places the organism in Eukaryota, Viridiplantae, Streptophyta, Magnoliopsida, Myrtales, Myrtaceae. Gene Ontology annotation, molecular function: protein binding.
AUGGACAGGCUUCAACAAGUAAUCGAACGUGGCAAUGAAGAUGAGCUAUAUCGCUUGAUUGAGCAAGAGGCAGAUCUCUUUGAUCGUACAUUUGAGGACCCCGUCGCAAAUACUCCACUCCACGACGCUGCGGACAAGGGGCAAACUCAAGUGGCCAUGGAGAUGGCCAUUUUGAAGCCGUCGUUCGCUCAAAAGCUCAAUCGAGGGGGUCAUAGCCCUAUGCACUUGGCUUUGCGAAAGAAGCAUUAUCGCACCGCGAGGGCACUAAUGACCCUCAACCCCGAGUUGAUCCGAGUCCGAGGACAAGGUGGGAUCACCCCUUUGCAUUAUGUCGCUGGGGAAAAAGGAGACAAUGAGGAGGAGGUCCAGGCACUCCUGGAGCUCUUGGCUGAAUUCUUAUGCGCUUGCAAAUCAUCCAUCGAAGACUUGACAAGCCAAUGCGAGACUGCAGUUCACGUUGCCGUCAAGAACCACAACCUCAGAGCAUUCAAGGUUUUGCUUGGAUGGCUUAAGCGAGUCUAUCCGAGAGAAAUCUUGAAUUGGAAAGACCAAGAUGGUAACACCGUAUUACAUAUUGCUGUUUUAGAAAGGCAGCCCGAGAUCAUCAAGCUGUUGAUAGGCCAUGUCAAAGUAAAUGCGAAGAACUUCCAGGGUGAGACCGUGCUGGAAAUUUUCCAAGCGAAUCCUAGUGGCGAUCCAGGUCUUGCGAAGAGCUUGCGCUUAGGAUGCCUAGCAGGACUUUUUAGUCGCAACCUCCCUCUGUCACAGCUUUUAAGCGUGGAACCAACCCUCUUUGAGAAGUUCAAAUUUCAGUUCGGCUACCAAGAUGAAUCCGCUCGCGACAUAAUCCUUUUAGUGGCAACCUUGGUUGCGACCGCCACGUACCAAGUCGGGCUCACUCCUCCAGGAGGAUACUGGGGGGACAACACUCCAGAUCCCGCAGCAAAUUCCACCGUUGCCACCGCCAAUUCCAGCGGCGUUGCCGUCGAAAACCCACAUCAAGCCGGGAACAUUAUCCUGAACGGCUCGAAACUAUACCAGUUCAUGGCCCUCAACAGUACGGUUUUUUUGGUGUCCAUCCUCACAAUCUGGAUCACCGCUGUUCCCCUAUUGCCCCAGACUCUCCCGGUUUACGUGUUAGCGUCACUUGCUGGUUAUUCCUUCUUCUCUACCACUGUAAUCGAAUUCCCGAAGUCCGAUAGGACCACAGGAGAUCUCAUAGUGAAUUUUUGCAUGGUCCUGCUGGGUCUCGUGUUGGUGCUCCCCUUGUGCUGGCACAUAAGUUACCGCCUACUCACAGGUGGAACCGAUGCCGCAAGGAGACGCGUCGGCAACCUCCUAGAGCUGAAAGAUCGGAAAUAG